Molecule: messenger RNA, 540 nt
Organism: Pneumocystis carinii B80
Lineage: Eukaryota; Fungi; Ascomycota; Pneumocystomycetes; Pneumocystales; Pneumocystaceae
Exons: 1
Coding region: 41-514 (157 amino acids)
Biological process (GO): intracellular copper ion homeostasis; copper ion transmembrane transport
Cellular component (GO): plasma membrane
Molecular function (GO): copper ion transmembrane transporter activity
Source: RefSeq, a predicted model, not a curated record
AUAAACAGUAAAUUUUAUUAUAAAAUAUUAAACUACAAAAAUGUUAAUGCGUCACGAUUCUAUGACAUUUAAUAUGGAUAUGGAAACCCCUCUAUUUAUAAAAGAGUGGGUUCCUAAAAAUAAUGUACAAUAUUAUUUAACAUUAAUUUUUAUUAUCAUCUUGAGCAUUUUUUAUACAGCGAUUUCAGCUUAUAAAUCACAAUGGAAAUGCAAACAGAAAAUAAUUUGCAUGAACUGCUCUAAAUUAAGAGAAAUAGAUGUUUAUUAUCGGCCGGAAAUCAUGAGGAAUGAAAAUAAUAAAUAUAUACGAACGGUACCGUCUUUUCGAUUAUCAGUUGACUUUUAUUGGGCAUUUUUACAAUUUGUCUCAUAUUUUUCUUCAUUUCUUUUAAUGAUAGUUGUAAUGACUAUGAAUGUUGGAUAUUUUUUUGCGGCACUAAUUGGCAUAUUUAUUGGAGAAGUUUUAUUUUCUCGAUAUAAUUAUACAUUUAUUAGAUCAUGUGAAAUACCUUAACUAACGACAUUUUAUUUAUUAUAACU